Messenger RNA from Apiotrichum porosum, 1020 nucleotides. RefSeq lists its product as uncharacterized. Lineage: Eukaryota; Fungi; Basidiomycota; Tremellomycetes; Trichosporonales; Trichosporonaceae. The coding region runs from base 1 to 1020 and encodes 339 amino acids. The transcript is spliced from 2 exons. The record is from RefSeq and is a predicted model, not a curated record. Gene Ontology annotation, molecular function: N-acetyltransferase activity.
AUGAGCAGCACCAUGACCACCACUGCACCCGCCACCGCCGCCGCUGCACCCGCCGCGCCCGCAGAAGACGUUGUGCGGCCGUUCGAGGCGCGCGAUGCCAAAAUCGUCAAGAUGCUCAUUGGGCAGGGAUUCAUGGAGGGUCUGGCGAUCGCGAACAAGCGAGUGAUGCGUCACCCGGUCUUCCUCGUCCUCGCCAUCCUGCUCGGCCUCGCACUGAACCGCCUGCUGCCGUUCACGGUCAGCCCCGACAUUCCCCUGUCGUCGUUUACGCCGCUCAUCGGUCCCUGCCUCAUCCUCCUCCCGUCGCUGGCCAGCAUCGAGUACGUGCAACGCUGGCCGUUUAUGGCGGGCAUGCGCCAGCUGAUUGGCGGCGCCGACCUUGUCGCCCCGGUCAAGUACUACGAGCCCACGGCCUUUGGCGGGUCGCAGAUUAUCGUGUUUGAGCGCCAGGGCGACGUGUCGGGCGUGCUGGCGCUGGACGCGCGCGCGCCGGGAAAGGCCGUCGCCUCGGUCCUGGGCGCCAAGGAGGGCGAGCUGGGCGCGCCGGGCGUGCUGGAUGCGCGGGGCAAGAAUGGCGGCAAGGCCAAGACGGUCACUGCGACAGCGAGCAAGGGACCCGCACACGACCUCCGCCAGCGCAAGGGCGCCGCCGUGGCCGCUGCCGAGCCCACCAACGCCAACGCCAACGCCAACUCGUCCGGCGUGGUGGAGAUCCGCCACUUUACAGUCGACGGCCCGGUGCGCAAGUACGGUAUCGGGACCGAGCUGCUCGUCACUGCCCUCGACGCCGCGUUCGCUACGCCCGGGACCGGCCGCGUCAUUGCCCUCACGUCGGCGUUUACAGACGGCGGAGAGCAUAUCUGGACCAAGAUGGGCUUUGCGCCCGUCGAGCCCGAGGCCGGCUGGCGGGCCAGUGCGCCGCUGGGCCUGCUCAAGUGGACGGGCCGCUGGGUGGCCGUCGACAAGGCGACAUGGGAAGUCAGGCGAACGCAACUGUUUGCCGACCACAAGACCGAGUAG